Dermacentor albipictus is the source of this 5076-nucleotide messenger RNA. RefSeq lists its product as uncharacterized. The record is from RefSeq and is a predicted model, not a curated record. NCBI's taxonomy places the organism in Eukaryota, Metazoa, Arthropoda, Arachnida, Ixodida, Ixodidae.
CUCAGACAGCCAUUACCGCUCCCCUCCCUUGCCGCUCUCUCUGCUUCGCUGCUUCCCCCGUUGAAUGCGUUUGUUUAGGCUCGUGCGUCGAGCUGGCUGGCCGUACGACGAGCCGGCCGCAGUGGAGUGUGCGAAGCGUAACCGAACGGAUUUGCGCGGUACUCGUGACACUGUGCCCAGGCGACCGUCGACAUCUGUUUCUUUCCCAUCUCCAGUCCGUGCGCCCGACGACAACGCGGUGGACGAGUCGUCGGAGGCAACCGGCCGAACAGCGAGCGCGUGUUGUGUGCACAGCGUUUGAAUCGUUCACCGGAGUUUCGGAAACAUCAGCUCGCUUGCUGCCGUCGUCGUAUCAUCGCCAGCCCAGCAAGCCGCCGCGAUGUCAACGCUGCUGCUUCCCGGAGCGGUAGCGGUACUCUGGGGUUCCGGUGACAACCGGUGACAGCGCGCAGAUAUCCGUGCUACGGUGUGUGUGUGUGUGCUGUGUGUCUUCGUCUAUCAGGCGGACACACGACGACGACGGGGCCUGCAGACGCCAGGCCAGGAAAGGGAUAGCAGUUUACACGUCGUUAAAGCUGGGCAUGGCUUCUGUUCUUACUUCCUGACCAACAUGUGGAAUAUUCAUGAUGUUGCUGACGUAACAGAAAAUGGACAUCUCAACAGUGCUUGCAGCGUUGUGGGGUGUCCUCUUGCUCCUGCAAGAACCCUGUCAAGGUGUGCUCCAGGGGGGCAAUGCCCCGCCCCCUGUGGUGUUGUUGCCUGGCUCCUUGUCCCCUUGGGAAGAAGGCACCGGCAGCCCCCAGGCACCCACUUACGAGGCCCCGCACACGUCUCCCAUCUUCGUGCGUGCCGAGCCCAUUGCCCUUAGUGAGCCCCAGGGCACAGGCUGGAGGCCCAUGCACAACCCUUCCAGCUGGCUGUCCCAGCCCCACCCAGACAACCUGCCCAUCAGCAUGGCUCCCUCGCCAUAUGUCUUUCCUGGAAGCAAGCCUCCUCCUCCCAUCACUGCCUCUCCUUCAUUUCCACAAGUGCCACAGGGCCCCACCACGCAUCCAGACUGGGGGAGCUCCGUGCCACCCACACCACGGUACCCCAUCUCACCCCAGAGACCCACAUUACCUCAGCUCUCCAACGACAUUCCACCUGUGAGAACAAGUUCACCAACAAUGCCCAGUGAGAAUACUGUGCCACACCCCGUCUUCAAAACGGAGCCAAUAACUGAAAGGCUCCCAGACACCACCCAGGCUACGGCUGUCACAGAUGCAACGGUGCCUCUCUCUGUGAACACAGUGUCUGGUGAACACGGAAAUGUGCAUCAGCAGAGCAAUGCAACGCCCAGUUCUACAUCAAGUGACUCAAGCCCACUGCGGGUUCCCGGUGGCUUGUUAGAUCAGAAAACUACAGACCAUGUGAGUGUCUCUGUGGACGCCACAGCAGGCAGUAGUGCGACUGUCACGCCGAACGAGACAUCGACACCAGCCCCAGUUGACAGGGACUCGCCAAACAUUGAGUCUCCAGACUAUCCAUUAGCCGGAGGUGCAGUGGCUGGAAUAGUCAUCGGUUCUAUUGCAUCAGUGGCACUCCUUGCAGGUCUGAUAACCUACAUUGUCUUACGGAGGCCUUUCCUGAAGCUGCUGAAUGGCCAGGACAAGUCGUCUACUGAUAAUGUCGCCUACAUCGAUGACUCGGUGCGCAGUAGCUACAUGAACACCCAUAUUGAGCUGCCCAAGGAAAACUCUGAAGAAAUGACUUCACUGGACAACGAUUCAUUUCUCAACAGCCUGGAAGCAGUGACCAUACAAAACUACUGGGCUGACACCAGCAAGAACACUAAUGUGUGAAAAACAGAACUAGCAGACGAAGAUGCCCGCCUCCGAUGCUGUGCAUUCCUUAUCUUGUGAAUACUAGGUAGCGGACUGAAAGUGCUGUGCUGCAUUGUUUUAUCUUUUGUUGAAAAGGUGCAGUACUCGCAGCAUGUGAUGGUGACCUUGCUGUCCCCCCCCCCCCCUCAUUGUGCACUUCAUUCAUUUGACUUUUCAAGCACCCUCGCUGAACACUUCUGCAAUGAUGUCUAAAGCUCUUCUUGCCAAGUUUCAUUCUUUUAUUGUAGCAUUGGGUUGAAAAGCAACAACAGCAUUUUCUGAGUUUCAAGUAUGGAAUGUUGAUCUACUACAAGACAAUUCAGUCAGGCCUUGAUAGAACAGACAUGCACAUAAUGAAUUAUAGUAAAUAACAAAGUAAAUCGAAAAUGUUUCUUUACGAUUUUAGUGCAUAACAAAUACAUAUAGGCUUUUAACAGAUAUUGAGUAUAAUGAAGGUAUUUGUAUGUUCAGUGGGACUUCUUUAUAAUGAUGGUCAACUGUAUGCCAAAUUUGGCAAACAUGCUUUUCCACUCACCUUGAAUGCUACCAAUAUGGUCGUGGAUCUCGUACAUGAAGUGAGCAAGAAUGGGAGAUUAGGACAUGCCGACACAUUCCCUGCACUGUAUACACUUCGAUCCCAUGCAUCACUAUUUUAGUGGUGGCAUUCUUAUGUAAAGUUGUCUAUCCGUCAAGUUUCUUGUAUCUCCCUCUGUUGGGGAAUUUAGCUUUUCCUUUUCAGCCUGUCGACUCAACAUUUCAUCAUGCUGCCAAGCACGGAGGGUAGUGUAGACAGCAGCGCACUGCUUUUAAGAGACUGGCAUAAAUUACUUCUUCAGCCUAAAUAACUAGUUCACCUACCAUUCAGAUUUUGCACUGAACUGGCAUUAAGUGGUGGGCUUUGUUCAAUGUUAAGAGUGUGGAGUUGCCUGCAGCAAGGCUAUUUUAGAGGUGGGGAAAUUUACCAUGCAGGCUGGAGUGGUGCCUUAUUCAAAAGAAAGCUCUAGCCCGCCUUACUCAAAUGCAUGUGCGAAACACAGAAAUGCCCUCCUUGGGAUACCACUCAAUUGCUUUCUAAUAAUUAUAUUUUAUUUAGCAGAGAAAACUAAAUCAGUCAAUUAUUGGCCCCAAACCACUGAUUUAGACCACAAAUUUUUUCAAUAUUGAUAGAAAUGACAACUUUGUCAAGAGUUGGAGUAUUGUGCUUAAAGCUAUAAAUUUGCAACAAAUUCACAAUGCCACUAUUGACAGAACUGCUACAAUUGGCAGAGUAAUUUGAAAGAAACUUUACUUAUAAAGAAAACUUGGCACUCAACCUCAGAUGGCAAGAUACUUAGUUCCUAAUGAACCAAACAGUUAACAUUAGAAAAUAUGGAGUAAGGCAAAGCUUGCCACGCAAUUCCAUUUUUAUGUGUACUUCCAGAGCAAACUUUGGAACACUUCAGCCUAAACAUAUACCUGUAAGUGUCACAGGAAUACCAGACAGAAUGCAAACAGCAGCACUAGUAGAGGCAGCUUGCGGCGUUAUGUUUAACCUCAAUGUUUUGACAAGGUCUUCUAUUGCACAACACUUUCUGGUAACAACAAAAGUUGCCAACAAAAGUAUAGCCUCUAUGAGUUUACGUUACUGUGGGAGCCUUUACAUCAGCCAUGAAGGAAGGGAAAAAACUGGAGAGAACCUUAUGUCACUCAACACCGUGCAGAAAUUUUUAUUACGGGGCAGUAUGUCUUCCUCACCUCUGUGUGCAGCUGAGCACACACCGGCGCACUUUAUGACCGAGGCCAACAAAGUCUACAAGAAUGACGAGGGAGGAAGAAUUUUGUCUUGUACAUCUUGUGCAUAACCGUGAGCACACCUCAUUAAAUCGGAACAUUGUCAACUGCCAUAUGCAGUCUACAAGCGCUGAUCACCAAAGCAGCAAAGAAGAACACCUCUCCAGCUACUUUGCUAGCCACGGUAAUGUUACUUUGAGCCACAGAGCCACUUGCUCCCUUAGCAGUGUUUCUGCCCUUGCUAUUCGCUACAUAAUGCAGCUUAGAUAACAUGCAACUUCAACCACGCUUAUUGCAUUGCAUCUAGUACUGUUGGGGCCUCUCCAUUAUGGCAGCAGGGAGGAGGACACUGCCACACAUUGCAAUUAGAGACCAUGCAAGUUUGCUUGAGCACAGUGUCACGAAAUGUCCUUAUCAGUGCUGCUUUUCUAUGCGUCAUACUGCAGACGUACUUGCCAUUGAUCCUGGUAUCAGUCCGACACUUAGUGCUGCAUGUGUUGCACUUAAAGUAUUGCAACACUAGUUGCUGCCAAGGCUUUAGGUAUGAUGAGGGCGUGCACACUAGUCUGCCACACACUUCGUAUCUACCACUUUUGUCUUUUGCUGGAACUUGGGAUGCAAUUUACUUGAAUGUUAGCGUUGAUCUUUUUUUUUUUCCAAGGGUUACAUGCACUGUAAAUAUGCAACUGAAACUUGUCUUUCAGCCACAAAGCCUAUUUGCUACCAUUGAUCUCCGGCACCCGUUGAUUCAAGGUAUAAGAGGGUCAUGGAGAUCUGACAGAGGGAUUGAAGUGGUUCUGGAGUGAAACUAUGCACGAGCACUUGUUUCGUUGUGGAUUAGCCUGUACAGUCUGUUCUAAGGAGCUCUGCAAAAGCACAUGCUUGUAGCUUAAGACUUUCCCUUAUGCUGAGCGCCUUAUUCGUACUUAGUUUUAUAAUCUCUCUGAUCAUCAGGAACAUCAAAACUACAAGGGUCUUCUAGCAUAGACAAGUCUUAGCUGAACUGCUUCUUUAGGUCGUCUGAGAACUUUAUUUUUAGACAUUUCUCCCAUGUGAUGCACAUUGCAAGACUUCAGACUUUGUACUUACCAAUUUUAAAUCUUUCACAAAAGGUGACAAAUACGUGACGAUUUGUUACACACGGCACAGUGCUUUUUAGAUGCACAUUUCUGAUGUUAGUAUAGCUUAACAUGUAGUACAUAUGCACCAUUUGACAAAACACUGGCAGAGAGGCUCAAAGUGGCUGCAGAAUAUGCGCAUAUUCUGUUCACGUGCACUCCAUUACUUCUAGUCGUGGCCUUAGAUAUUACAGAAUAUUAUUUAUUUUUUUCUUCCGGCUGUACUUCUUUUAUCUUGCAGCAGGUUGUUCACUGUGGAUGACGACAUACUUAAUAAAGAAGAACCGACUGAGUAGUGUUGGAAAAUAAAUCUUUAUGUAUACUCA